Aegilops tauschii subsp. strangulata is the source of this 612-nucleotide messenger RNA. The record is from RefSeq and is a predicted model, not a curated record. NCBI's taxonomy places the organism in Eukaryota, Viridiplantae, Streptophyta, Magnoliopsida, Poales, Poaceae.
AUGGAGGCACUACAACAUGCUUCCAUCAUGGAGGAGCACCGCACCCUGAUGGGUGUGGUGGUUGGAAAGGUUCAAUCCGCCAAGAAUGGACUGAACGAGGCCUUCACUAGCCUGCUAAUAGGCUUCGAGGCUUCACUGCUAGCGGCGACCGCCCAGGCCGCCGAAGUACCCGAACUUAAGCGUAAGCUGGGACUGGUCGAUGAGGAUCUCGUCCGCAUCAAGAAGGGUUUUGAUGAGGCGCAAGGCAGCGCGGCUGCGGUUGAGGCCCUUAUGAGUGAACUUACCCAGGCCAAGGAGCAGGCAAGGGUGAACAAGGCGGCCACUGAAAAAGCGGCCGAGGACUUGAAGUCCGAGCAGGUUGUCCGCUGCCAGUACGAGGAGCGGGUGACCGAAGUGGAGCAGGCGCUCAAGGAUGCCGCCGAGAAGUGCAAGUCCCUAGAGGAGAAGAGUAAAGCCCAGGCGACCGACCUUGCCAAGGCCCUUAAAGAGGCCGAGGAGGCGAUGGCCGAAUCCCGAGCGGCGCAUGCCUUUGCGGAUCUUCUGAAGAGCUCUGUUGAUGCUGCGCAGUUCUUCCAGGCCCAGGAGGAGCACGCGACGGAGAAGCAAUUCUAG